AUGGUUAGACUAAUCCCUAUUACAUGCUUAUUAGGUUUUGCGGAAUCAGCAUUAUUCACUCCAUAUUUUGGUGAUAAUAAACUUGAAACUGACAAUGAAAGAAUUCAAGAUGAUAGAAUUAACAAAAGAGAAUCCUUAAUAAAGACAAAAAUGAAUAAUAUCACCUUAUACAGCUAUUUUGCAACCUCUACUCCAUUAUGUAACUCAGAAAGUUAUUUGAAUUUCAAAAACCUUUGUGACACCAAUCCUUACAUCUUGAAUUACAAUGAAACAUUGUAUGAAUCCUUUAAUGAAAACCUUGAAAAUUUGACACAAGAAUUGCGAAUUUUCCAAGAAAUCACUUCCUCUAAUUUGACUAGCAUUGAUUUGGCUUUCAAUAACCAAUCAGCACAUAACAUCUUUGAUUACCCAAGCUUUGAUUCUCCUAAAGUUAAAUAUCCUUUUGAGAAACACAAUAGCCUUUCUCCACAAAAACAAGAGUCCGAAAUUUUCAAACAAAGGUUUCCCGAAAGAGUUAAGAACUUAAAUACAGAUAGUUUUCCAAAUGAAACAAUUAGUGAUGAUGAUAAAUACUAUGAUAAUACUGAUAUUCUGGAUUCAAACUAUACUAAUUUGAAUGGAAAUUAUAACGACAGCUACACCUCUAAUGAAGAUGAGUACGAAUCAGGAGCAGCGAUCAUUAGUUCUGUGUUUGGUAUUCUUGCGGUUUUUAUUUUGAUAUUUGGUUCUAUUUAA
This is a messenger RNA of Saccharomycopsis crataegensis, 735 nucleotides long. RefSeq lists its product as uncharacterized. The coding region runs from base 1 to 735 and encodes 244 amino acids. The record is from RefSeq and is a predicted model, not a curated record. The transcript is spliced from 2 exons. Lineage: Eukaryota; Fungi; Ascomycota; Saccharomycetes; Ascoideales; Saccharomycopsidaceae.